CUUCCUAAAUUCCUCCUGCUUUCCUUUCUCACGGGGGAGCGCGCCCCCCUUCAAAACCAGAGGAGAGAGAGAGAAAAAGAAAGAGGAGAGAGAAAGUGAGGUCUGCGCAAGUUCCUGAUACUUUUCUUGACUUUUCGUUCUGUCUGAUCGGAGAGAGAAGAAAAGAGAGAGAGAUGAAGAAGGAGGAUCAAUCGAGGUUUAUAUUUGGGAUUUCUCUAACUGAUCGCCCUAUUUGGCAGCAAUUCCUCAUCUGUUCUUCCGGUUUCUUCUUCGGCUAUCUCGUCAAUGGUGUUUGCGAGGAGUAUGUAUAUAAUCGCCUAAAAUUCAGCUACGGUUGGUACUUCACAUUUGUACAAGGGUUCGUGUAUUUAGUACUGAUAUACUUACAAGGCUUCACCACAAAGCAAAUGGUGAACCCGUGGAAAACUUACGUCAAACUCUCGGCUGUCCUAAUGGGUUCUCAUGGAUUAACGAAAGGCUCGUUGGCUUAUCUUAAUUACCCUGCACAAAUCAUGUUUAAGUCCACAAAGGUACUGCCGGUAAUGGUGAUGGGUGCGUUUAUACCCGGGUUGAGAAGGAAAUAUCCGAUACAUGAAUAUAUAUCCGCAAUUCUGCUAGUUAUUGGAUUGAUUCUUUUCACAUUAGCAGAUGCAAACACUUCGCCUAAUUUCAGUGUUAUUGGUGUUGUGAUGAUUGUGGGUGCUCUAGUUAUGGACUCGUGGCUAGGUAAUUUGCAGGAAGCUAUUUUCACCAUGAAUCCCGAAACCACUCAGAUGGAGAUGCUAUUUUGCUCGACGGUGGUUGGCUUGCCUUUCCUUUUGCCUCCUAUGAUAUUGACCGGGGAGUUAUUCAAGGCGUGGAAUUCUUGUUAUGAGCAUCCUUACGUUUACGGAGUGCUAGUCUUUGAAGCAAUGGCUACAUUUGUCGGUCAAGUCUCUGUUCUAUCCCUCAUUGCUAUUUUUGGGGCUGCCACCACUGCUAUGAUAACUACAGCAAGAAAGGCCGUGACGUUAUUGCUGUCAUAUUUAAUAUUCACGAAGCCCCUAACAGAGCAACACGGUUCAGGGCUGCUCCUAAUAGCCAUGGGAAUUGUACUGAAACUUGUUCCUGAUAGUAAACCUCAAAAUCGAGCUUCUUUAACUGAUUCCACAAACAGAAAUGGAAAAGCCCGUUUGGAAGAAAUGAGGAAACGAAAGGAAGAUGGACAAGUUGUCGAAGAUGAAGAGAAACGACCCUUGGUCAUAAUUAACAUUUUUUUUACAACGAGAAAACGAUCGUGAUGUAGACGACUCUACUGUGCAAUCUUUUAACGGCAAUAAAAGAUUAUAUAUAUACGACAUGCGAUGCAUUUUCAGUAAA
This is a messenger RNA of Erythranthe guttata (spotted monkey flower), 1359 nucleotides long. NCBI's taxonomy places the organism in Eukaryota, Viridiplantae, Streptophyta, Magnoliopsida, Lamiales, Phrymaceae. The record is from RefSeq and is a predicted model, not a curated record.